AUGGAGGUAUCAGCUGAAGAGUGGAUGGAGCGGGCGAAGGAAAACAUGAAGAAAUUCCUCAACCGUGGUGGCGCUUGCCGUGGAGAUGAACCACAAACGCUGGCCGGCGCCGCGCUGGAGAAUACGCUCGGUUACGCCCUUAACCUGACGAUGAAGGAUCCGAACGAAUGGACGGAUGACGAGCUGCAGCAGGAGUACAUGGAGCAGCUCUGCUUUUAUGAUGCCGAAUCGCGCAAGACAAUCGACAAGUUGACGCAGCAAAUGUACGCGCAGGGUGUCGUGCCGGACGAACCGUGCCAUCUGACGAUCCUGCCGAUCGAACUGUACGCUGAGGGAAAGCUCUACGAGGUGGCACUGUUUCGGUACCAGUUUGGCGAGCUUCCGGCGACUGAGCCGAAGUACAUCGAUUCGUACGGUCGUGUGUAUGGUAGUUUUCGAGACUUUUUACGUAACAACAAGUACCCGUCGGCGGAGAUGAUGUACCCGAGGGAAGGGAAGCUUGAGGCGGGCGAAGAGAAAAUGGUGCUUUAUGAGGUUGGCAAAACACCUGCCUGGAAAGCGUACUACUUUAAAGCGUUGGACAUUGCGACGGGAAUAAUCGGAAUCGCUGGUGCAACUGGCGCUAUCUUCCUGUCCGGUGGUAUUGCGACACCGUUCGUUGCGGCCAGCAUAGGGUCGGCAUUGUACGCAACCGGCCGUUCGAUAGAUGUGCUGCGGGACAAAAGUGCCCACCAAGAAUCGUUAAACCCGUUCCGCGAUUCCGAAUCGCGUACCGCUUGGCUGAGUCUUACGGCGCACGUGCUAACCUUCGGCACAAUGCCACAUAUAUCGGCACUGUCCGGUGUUGCCUCCACUAGCCACAGUAUCGCCACCGGCUUCAAGGUGUGUAACUUUAUCAACGAGACGGGCAACAUCAUUAGUGAUCUGGUGAUUUGCGACACAUUGUCGGCAAUGCAUUCAAACUAUUAUAAUGCCUCGAUCGAAACGCGGCUAGCGCAUGCCGCAUCGAUCUGCUUCUGGACAAAGACCACCAUCAGCAUCCGGCAGGCCGAGCUGAUGAUGAAGAACAAUGCAAUCGUUGCGCUGAAGCUGUUCGGCUUCGAGGAUCACUGUUGCGAGUACUUUAACAACGAUUCCCAUGCGAUCGAUAUUGGACUACGCAUAGCGAAACAUUCGCUCGAAACCAAUGUGCAGAUCGUGUCCGAACCGAGCGAUCCUGGUGCAAUUCGAAUCGAUAGUACGCGAUUCCCCAUCAGGGAACUGUUACGGCUUGAACCGAACGAGGUUGAACUGCUGUUUGAAGCAUUGCAGGGUGUAUCAUCCACACCGGACGAUCGUGCACUGUUCGACGAAAUGCGAUCGUUGGUUUGUUUGGCAAAAGGUGCCCUGGAAGAGGAUAAACUUUGCACCCUGGUACGGCUUCUGGCGGAGGAAGCAGAACGUGAAUGUCUACCCGUGAGCGACGUUAUGGAAAUGCUACUCCAAACUUACGCCACCAUCAAACGGUACGAGUUGCAAACCGAUGUAAAGCCUACCACAUUCCGCCUUUCGAUAGAACAUGGCGGAUGUUGCGUAGGACGCGGUUUGUGGAUGCGCCUAAAACGGGCGUACAUUUUGUUUGCCUCUAAGCAAACACAUCCACUACCGGGGGAGCUGACAACGGAGGAUGGUGCUACCAAGGAACCAAACGUGGACGACGGUGAUAAGGAUUCAGACCGUCUUAUCAGGGCAGUAAUGGAGCUGUCCGAAAAACAGUGCUACCGUCUGUCGGAGAUUAUCCGCCGUGAUCCAAAUUACUUUUCUAUUUUUAAGCAGAAAUCUUUCGAAACUAUCGAGCAGCAAGGCUCCGCCGAGGGUGAAACAGCCAGCCAAACGGAGCAACUUCUCUACGACAAGCUUAAGCUUAAUAUUCUGAAAGCCUUAGAGCGGGAAGGGCAGGAAAGCUAA
Messenger RNA from Anopheles maculipalpis, 1947 nucleotides. RefSeq lists its product as uncharacterized. NCBI's taxonomy places the organism in Eukaryota, Metazoa, Arthropoda, Insecta, Diptera, Culicidae. The transcript has 2 exons. The record is from RefSeq and is a predicted model, not a curated record. The coding region runs from base 1 to 1947 and encodes 648 amino acids.